AGUGCAGUGAACCCCGACGGUAAAUCGCUGAUUUUCCUCGGUUAAAAACAAAAUCCUGAGAGGUGAAGAGCGUCACGGAUGCUAUCUGUGAAGUGCGGCGCUCUGUUUGGUUGUGCUAUUGGACUCUGAAGAUGUCUACGUUGAGUGUGAGGGCACCUGGUUUACAAACCACUAUGCUGCUGGACAGUCGGUCGGUGCGCGUGCGCGGAAUGACCAACCUAGAUGGCGUCAGGAAGAACUUGUUUGGAUGUACGGACAGAGAGGAAAACAGAAGGUUUGCGGAAAGAGAACUCGCUAGGCAGUUGAAGCAAGACAGCGAGAAAUGGGGCUUUGAUUUUGCGAAAGAAGUGCCUUUACCUGGUGAGCAGCGGUUCGUGUGGAGUCUGGUGCCGGCAGCGGCAAUCCCCGCGGCUCUGAGACGAGCACCGAUCACCAUUACAACACCCCAGCCAAGCACACCAUCGCAAGAGGCGAAGGUUUCGAGUCCCGAGAGCAGCAGUAAAACACAGAAGAGAAUUACAGAUUACCUGAAACCACGUAAGCGGUUAUCAAAUGGCGGCAAGAAAUCCCCCGCGCACAAGCACGAGUGUGGUCACAGAGCUCAUAUUCGCCCACCAAAAGUCGCGCGUCUUACGCCCGCACACUUCAAGCGGCCCAGCUAGGCCCACUCAUGCCAAAACACUCGACCAACAGACAAAUACUUGCCGCAAAAUAUCAACUCGAUUAAAAAAUAGAUUCUAACUACAUGUUAUGUUUAUCAAGUACACCAAAAAAUAAUAUAUCCUCAAUGCAGUACGCAGUAUUCCUAAAACUUUAUUGGGAAAACGAAAAUCACCAAAAUUCAAAACUUAGGUAGGUUGGGUUGGACAAACAUUGUGCAAAUUUAUUUUAUUUCUUUAUUUAUUUUGAAUGUGAUUGUUUUCGCGCGGAGAACAAUUUAUUUAAAGUUAAGUAUUUUUUAAGAUAGUUUCGAAACUUUAUACCAAGGUUAAAUUAAGAAUCUAUACUGUAGUUACGAUCUAUGCAUAAUGGAUCAACCGGUUUUAUAACGACACAGCUUUUAAUAGAUUUUUACUUUCUCCAUUGUCCUAUCACAUCCCAUCAUAAUAAUGUUUUGCUCAAUGCUUCUCACAAUCAGCGCACGGAACACAUGAAAUUGAACCACAAACCGCUUAACAAACAAACCUCUUGCAAUAUUUACAAUAUUUAUAGAUUUAUUUAUAAGUUUUAUGAUCUCUUUUGACGCCUAGACAUAAUUAUGGUUAAGUAUAACAGUAAUUAGUGCUAAGAUUUCAGGUUAAUUAAUAAGUUUUGGGUGUUAUUUCUCUUUGUCAAGAAUGUUAAAUUCUCUAUUGUCAUUAAAUUGUAAAUACCUUGAAAAUGCUAAAUUGAUAGGUCGGAAUCAAAUUUUGACUGCAUACCAUUGGAGCAUUUUCGAAGUAUUUCCAAAAACUCGAACUAGAUUAUCUCUUUUAUCGUUUUCGUUGAUAUAGCACGAGAAAGAUAAAAAAGAUUACAGCUGGUCGUAAUACAAAAGAUUGGACCCAAAUUGUUUUUUGAAGAACAUGGUAGGAACAGUGUUUUAGCGUAUACGAAAUACAAAUACUCAAAUGUAAAUGAACCAAUCCGUUACCUCACUAGUAACAGAAACUUUGCGAUGAUAUAAAUAUAAUAAAUGAUAAUGAGCGGCAACCUCUAAUUUUUAAUGAUUUGAAUUGAGUAUUUGUGUUUAAACAAUAUUACUCUUAUUACAAAUUAUAUAUGUUUUGUUGUUGUAUUAUAAUGGAUUAUAUCUUUAUCAAUA
Molecule: messenger RNA, 1804 nt
Organism: Diatraea saccharalis (sugarcane borer)
Lineage: Eukaryota; Metazoa; Arthropoda; Insecta; Lepidoptera; Crambidae
Source: the annotation of a GenBank genome assembly